Exophiala viscosa is the source of this 2964-nucleotide messenger RNA. RefSeq names its product MIT family metal ion transporter. Gene Ontology annotation, biological process: magnesium ion transmembrane transport; intracellular magnesium ion homeostasis. NCBI's taxonomy places the organism in Eukaryota, Fungi, Ascomycota, Eurotiomycetes, Chaetothyriales, Herpotrichiellaceae. The record is from RefSeq and is a predicted model, not a curated record. Gene Ontology annotation, molecular function: magnesium ion transmembrane transporter activity. The transcript has 3 exons. The coding region runs from base 83 to 2701 and encodes 872 amino acids. Gene Ontology annotation, cellular component: fungal-type vacuole membrane.
UCUGGAGUCCACCGACGCCCCCGAAAACAUCCAUCUCGGAUUGGGCGUCUUUCACCACUUCGACCCGGUUAAACAAUCUUCGAUGCAUCCUCUCCCACCUCCCAAUAGAACCCAGUCUACUUAUCCUCCUCAGUCACGCGAUCAAGUGCCCUCCUCAACAAUGGAUCCUUCGUCUGCCAAUCAACCCUCCGCUUCUGCCUCUGCAGGUCAAUCCCGGCCUUCGGUUGCGUCUGCAAAUCCUUCAGAUGGAAAGAAGAGGAGGAAACACCGCGGAGGCAAGAAGAGGAGGAACAAUCGUCGUCAGUCUUUUGCUGCUCCCUCAGACACCUCAGCCAUGCACAGCAUUGCAGAUGGACCCAUUGACGACCCAUUGAUCGAGGAGUCUCAUCAGCAACCUGCCGCACGGCAAACAUUCUACAGGAACCACACAGGAAACCUGAGCGAUGAGAGUCUUGAUUCAGAGGCUCUACUCGACCAUCGAGACCAGCCAACUCCACGACCUCGACGCGAUAGUCGCCUCACUCAGAAUCUGUUUAAUGCCUCCUACCGGAGCAGCACCUAUCCCAGACCCGAAGCGGCUCCACGGAGGAGGCAUCGCAGUCAACAGAACAUCAAUAGCCCUCCAGAUUCUGACGACGAAGACGCAAAUGAUCGCACGCCUUUGAUCACCAGUGGGACCCCGAAAAAGAGCCCGGUCGAGGGAGGCUAUGGCUUGUUCAGACGAAAGUCACAGGCAUCCUCUCUUUCUUCAACCUCAAGGCGGCAGCGGAAGCGAGUCGUCCCACCAAGCAACUCCGUCCCCAAGACCGAGCAGAAGGACUACGAUAUCAACAAUCCUCCGUCAGUACCGCCCAGUCCCACUCUCGGUGCCCACUAUGGCGACGUCAUGGUGGACGACGCCGCCUUCUUCUCACGAUCGCCUGAUAGCCGGAGGAAUAUGCUUUGUACCAGCAAUGAUGCCUUGAUCGAUAUUGACGGGGACAGAGACCAGGACCCUAAUUCAGCACCACCUAGUCCAAGACACCGUCCGCAGGGUGCUCGGCAUCUGGGUGCUGUGGGCGACGUCUGUUUCCCAGGAGACGAGGCUUCUGAAGCUGGGGACUAUGACAACAGAUCAAUCUCCCGUGGACCUAACCUUAAUGGGGGGCGACGAAGGCGUCGGGAACGAGAGUGGCCUCAGCUAUGGGUCCUGGACGAUUGGAGUCGCGCCGAAAAGGAGGAGCGAGCAGCUGGUGAGCGAAGGGCCAAGAAAAUCAGCGAGCCCGUCUUCGUGGAGGGCAGGUUGCGUCCAGCAAAGAAUGCAUGGCAUCGUGAUGAGGAAGAACGCCAGUACCGGUACACCUACUUCAACGAGGAGUUUGAGAGCACCAUCCAUUCCGAGACCAUCUCUGAACUGGUCCAGCCGGGAGGAGAUUUUCGGGAGCUGUUUAUACCUGAUCCACCGGAACUGGUUGAAUCUGAAAGCAGUGAAGAGGAAGAACCAGUGGAAGCCAGUCAGCACUUGGAACGUCUAAGCACGCUGCAAAGUCCCCAAAGUCAGAAUGAGUCUGGAGAGCACACUGCGGCCCCAAGCCUGGCAGAAGCAGUGAGGUCGAAGCUUGAGCCCAAUGGCAAGACAUCUGGCAAGGCUUCACAUUCACCAUCGCCACUCAAACACACAGCAAAGCAGGCUUCAAAGCCGAAGAGGUACGGCCCUCGACCGACCUUCUGGCUCGACGUUCUCUGCCCAACGGACCAGGAGAUGCGCGUUCUAUGCAAGGCCUUUGGCAUUCAUGCUCUUACCUCAGAAGACAUCAUGUUGCAAGAAGCACGAGAGAAGGUCGAGCUGUUCCGCAACUACUACUUCAUCAAUUACCGGACAUUCGAACAGGAUGCCCAGAGUGAAGACUACCUUGAGCCCAUCAACAUGUACAUGUGCGUCUUCCGCUAUGGCAUCAUCACAUUCCACUUCUCCCAGAUCCCCCACCCGGCGAACGUGCGGCGUCGUAUCCGACAACUGUCCGACUACCUGAUCCUGAGUGCCGAUUGGAUCUCGUAUGCAAUCAUAGACGACAUCACCGACGUCUAUCAACCAUUGAUCACCACCAUCGAGGAGGAAGUCGACGUCAUUGACGAUCAGAUUCUCAGGUCGUUUCAAACUACUGAUGAACUUGCUGGUGAUCACGGUGAGCAGAAGAACGAAAAGGAGUCAGAGAGUGAGCACCUUGAGAUCAGUGGCAGCGACAUGCUUUUGAGAAUAGGCGAAUGUCGUAAAAAGGUGAUGUCACUUUACCGAUUGCUGGGAACAAAGGCAGAUGUAAUCAAGGGUUUUGCGAAACGUUGCAAUGAGCAGUGGGAGGUUGCUCCCAGAUCUGAGAUUGGUCUUUACUUGGGUGACAUUCAGGACCAUAUUUUGACCAUGACCGGCAACUUGUCGCAUUACGAAACCCUGCUUUCCAGAGCUCAUGGUAAUUACCUUGCCCAAGUCAGCAUUCACAUGAACGAGCGCCAGGAAAAGACCUCCGAUGUGCUUGGUAAAUUGACCGUGCUUGGUACCAUUGUGUUGCCCAUGAACAUUGUAACAGGAAUGUUUGGUGGCAAUUUCAAGGUCCCUGGACAAGAAGUCGACAACCUCAAUUGGUUCUGGGGCACAACUGGGGCCCUCUUGUUAUUCGGAAUUUUCUGCUUCUUCUGGUGCAAGCGGGUCUACAAGGUCGUGUAGACGGCUGUGGAUGAUCUGGGUCGCGGGUCGGUGCUACGUCGCUGCAUGAGGGUGAGGUAUAAGUUGUUAUAUUUCAACCCACUCUGCAGGAUGGCAGCUGUAUGACUCGACAGUACCAUGAUCCGGGAUUGGUGUCGCUUCAGGAAUAGCACUUUGGUGCUUGGAGGAAGGUUAUGGAUGAACUCGAAGGGUUUUCGAGUCUUCAGAAUGUCGGACAGGGGAAGCAUUUCUGGACAACGUGUAUGGCGCCCUUUGAACCUCAU